AUGCACGGGCGGCGGCUUCCGCCGGCGCUACACAGUCCCCGCGGCCGCCAAUCACGACACGUCCUCGCAGCCGCUGCGCCGCUCGUUUCGCUCAUUCUACUAGCGCUCGCGUCGUUCGGGGGAUUCGGAUCGGUGCAAGUCGGUGCUACGCCGUUCAGCGUGUAUGACUCGUACCAGCCGCCGUGCCCCUUCCUGCCCGACCCUCCCCCGCAAGGUGCGGCCCAUCCCUUCCCCGCAAGGUACGGCCCAUCCCUUCCCCGCAAGGUGCGGCCCAUCCCUUCCCCGCAAGGCUGGAAGCGGUGGAGCGACCCUGCCACGUGGACUAAUAGUGGCAGCUCCGUGAUUCCCGGAGUGAAGGCCACGGGGGGCGAGUGGGUGGAUGUGACUAUACCGUGUGGGACGGCCGUGCUGCUGGAUGUGCCUCUAGUGAGCCUCAACAGGCUCGUGAUUAAAGGCUGGCUCAGGGUCCUCGACUCACCAUCUCUCCCAAGGGUGGAGGUGCAAGCAGCCUUCAUCAUUGUUCAAGGCCGUCUCUCUGCCGGAUCCACUGCAACUCCCUUCAGCCGCCUCGCUCUCUUCACCCUCCUCCCCUCCCCCUCUCGCGCCAACUACACGCUCACCGACCUUGCACCAGCCGACCCCCUGAACCCGAGGAACCUGGGUCACAAGGCUUUUAUCGUGGUGGGAGGCGCAGUGGACCUACAUGGCAUGCCCGGCGCCUCCUCUGCUCCUGCAUGGGUGCGCCUGGCAAGGACAGUGGCUCCCGGGGAUAAGUUUGUGGUGGUGGAUGGUGAUGUCACUCAGUGGCCGGUCGGCGGCACUGUAGCGGUUGCAUCCACUAGUGCGAAUAUGAACGAGGCAGAGACCGGGGUGAUUACUUAUGUCGCUCCCAUGCCUUCGGGGGGGGGCUUCUAUGUCGGAUUGGCCAAGCCUCUUAGGUUCCGCCAUGAGGGUAAUCUUCAAGGCACCCCUGAUGGAGUCGGGGGAACGGUGGAUAUUCGAGGGGAAGUUGCCCUUUUGGACCGGAAUAUCAUCAUCCGGGGGUUCAAGGAGAAAGCACCCUACGACACAGAUGGCGGUCACUUCAUGGUCUUUAUGACAAAAACGCCUCAAUUCAUCGAGGGGGUUCAGUUCCUGGGCCUGGGCAACCAGGGCACGCUGGGACGCUACCCCCUGCACUUCCACAUCUGUGGAGACAACAACCAGGCGCACGUGGUCAGGAAGAACGUGAUUGCUGCGAGCCAGCAGCGCUGUGUGGUCAUCCAUGCCACCUCGGAUGUGACUAUAGAGGAGAACGUGGCGUAUGAGACCAAGGGGCACUGCUUUAUAACGGAGGAGGGCAGCGAGUAUAGCAACGUGUUCAAACGCAAUCUGGGGAUCAACAUCCGAGGAGUACGCAAGGUGAUCCCUCCCGAGACUUCCGAUCGACUGGACAGGCAGACGGACAACCAGGCCACCACGUUCUGGAUGGCCAGCCCUCGGAAUGAUUUAAUCGGAAACGUGGCGGCUGGAUGUGACAAUACAGGCUACUGGUACGAGAUGCUCGCUAGAAUGAGGGGGGCUUCCAAGAGGCUUGAUCUGGGUGACACCCCCAUGCCCUUCUUCGACUCGUUUGGCAAGUUUGACGGCAACGUGGCUCACUCCUGCAAGGCUGGAGUUCGCAUGUAUCCCCAUGGCAACCGGCCCCCCAAGGAGGCCGUUUUCACCAACCUACUCGUUUACCAAAGCCGACUCGGCAUCCUCUUCCAUCGUGCCAGGGACACCACCGUCCGGGACUCGGCAUUCGUCGACGUGGCGGUGGGCAUCGGCAGCGACGUGAACGUGGACAUCAAAGUGCAGAACUCGAGAUUUGUCGGCCGCACACAAGCAUGCUCCGUACCAGCCAAAUCAGCCUCUCGAGCUUCAUCAACCAAGGCGCCUUCUGCAGCAGCAUCAGCUACCGGUUCUCUUCCCAUGUCCGUUUCUGCCCUAUCUAUGGACACUGAUUCUUCUCCUGCUGGCGCUGAUAUAUUCCCAAACCAGCCAUCGGCCUCCUCAGCUGUUCAGGAGUCUGUUUCAUCUCAGCUGCUCCGGUCGUAUCUCAACCCGGUGGGAGGCAUUGUGGCAGCAAGCGCAGCGUCUACUAACGAGGAUGAUUUCAACCAGGGAAGCAGCAUGAGGGGCAGUAGUAGGGUCACCACCACCACUGCUGCUGCUACUGCUGCUACCACCACUGCCAACAGCCUUUCCACCAUUCAAAGCCUUCCCACCGAAAGCACCACCACUCUCGCCUCUUCAACCCUCGACUCUUCAACCCUCGACUCUUCAACCCUCGACUCUUCAACCCUCGACUCUUCAACCCUCGACUCUUCAACCCUCGACUCUUCAACCCUCGACUCUUCAACCCUCGACUCUUCAGCCCAAGGCAAUCCUUCCAAUCCUCCCACGGACGGCUAUCCCACUCCCAUCGCCACCAACCCUACUUCAAACCCCCAAACCGUUUCAGACAGCCCCGAAACCCCUCUCGAUCCCUCAUCUGAUCCCGCUUUUGCAAAAGAGCUGAAUUACUGGCACGAUGAGGAGGUGGCAGCUAUAUUCUCCUCUCUUUCCCGAGCCUCGCUGCCCCGGCUUCCCAAAGCUACCCUCUCGCGCAUCGCCCAGCUUCGGAACAGACUCGGGCUGUCUAGGUUCGGGCACAGGCUCGGGAAGGGGCUUGGGAACAGGCUCGGGAAGUGGCUUAGAGGUUCGGCUGGGGGGAGUAACGGGGCGGGGAACAGCAGCGGCGUUGAGUUGAACAGUGUUGCGAGCGUGCGGGCGGCGGUUGUGUCUUUUAGGUUCGGGAUGUUUGAGUCGCCGGUCGGCAUUGCGCUGAGUCAGCAGCAUUGGAUGGAUCCUUCUGGCAGUGUCAAGAUCUCUGGAUGCUCGUUUACCCAGUACGCUACAUGCAACCCCGCCAGCCCUGCCAUCGUGGCGCAAGCAACGGUCUUUGGGGGUUUCUGGGACACAUCCACAGCCACUCAGGGUCUCAAAUUUGAUGCAACCACCAGUCGGGUGUACCUUCAGCAAGAAGCGAAUCCCACCAAGUCCACGUCUCUCGUCUCCAACUUCAUGGCCGUUAGAGACAUCGACGGAACCCUCAUCGGCGGCUCUGGGGGCUUCGCCAUCGUGCCUUAUCUCGCCAAGCCUCCAGCCACUGUGGCAGCCAAGAAGAACAGCCUCCCCUCAGGACGAAAGCCAGCAGGCCCACUCUCAGGCUGCCAGUACUACCUCUCGGUGGGGUUCACAUGCCCGGGCACCUGCUACCACUCCUUCUCCGCCACCUAUUACGAAUCAACCGCCGCUGCUGCUGUGAAGGGGAGCACCCAGCGGCCGUACAGCUACCUGGUGAUCACGAGGGAGGAGGACGGGGCGCAGUUCACGGCUUACGGGUUCCAGAACGACCCCCUGCCUGUCAUCCCCGCCAAGUCCUCUGUCCGCAGGUGGAUAUCAGCCACGCUUGAAGCCGGCUUCACCUACCGCGUGCGCGUCGUCGCUCCCCCAUCCAACCCCACCUUCUAUCCGGAUCGCAUCGCGGUGCAGCUGCGAGACAUGGGGGGUUGUGAGGGGCGAGUCAAGGUUUUGAUGGAGCCCAAGGACGCUGCCACCAACUGGGUCGCCACCUACAGCCCUCCCACCAGGUGCUCAUCAACGGUGCUCGCCCCAUCCACCACCUACCAGAGCUACCUCUGCUCCAACAGCCGUCGCUUCCUGGCCCUCGAUUUCGGCGCCCCGGAACAGUCCUACCAGAUGCUUGCCAUUGCUCGCUCGGCCUCCUGCUCAUCUACAUCUUGCUAG
Molecule: messenger RNA, 3813 nt
Organism: Closterium sp. Naga37s-1
Lineage: Eukaryota; Viridiplantae; Streptophyta; Zygnematophyceae; Desmidiales; Closteriaceae
Source: the annotation of a GenBank genome assembly